Molecule: messenger RNA, 799 nt
Organism: Tripterygium wilfordii
Lineage: Eukaryota; Viridiplantae; Streptophyta; Magnoliopsida; Celastrales; Celastraceae
Product: sigma intracellular receptor 2
Exons: 2
Coding region: 86-598 (170 amino acids)
Cellular component (GO): endoplasmic reticulum
Source: RefSeq, a predicted model, not a curated record
AUCUAGACAGAUGACUCUGUAGAUUCGUCAAUUAACAAAGAAGAAAAACGAGAAAACAGAGAGACACUGUACUCUGGAUCAAGAAAUGUUCGCCCUAGUGAAGCUACUAGACAUCGUUCUCUUCCCCUUGUUUUUGACAAUUGCUUUGGCCGCGCCUUUAAUAGACGCGCAGACAUGUCUUCCUCGCGAUCUCUUCCCUGACCAUCUGAUCAAUCUCAAGCAAUGGUACACCCGCGAAUUUGGCGACUAUCUCUUCAUUGAGAAACCCAAUUUCUUUAUCGGUCUCAUCUGGUUAGAGCUGCUCUUCCAGUGGCCUCUCACGCUGCUCAAUUUAUACGGGAUUUUGGGUGCCAAGUCUUGGUUGCCCACCACCUGUUUGAUCUAUGGCAAUUCUUCUUUUACUUCAAUGGCUGCUGUAUUGGCAGAGGUGACAGGGUCAGGUAAGGCUUCUGAUAAGAUGCUGUUCACUUAUUUGCCUUUCCUUGGAUGUGGUGUUUUGGCGAUUCUGCGUGGGCUGAUGCCACCAUCUGCAAAGGCCACUUCUGGAUCUGCCACAAUUGGCAGGAGAUCAAAAUUGGCUAGAAAGAAGAAAGCUUGAGCUUAUGCAAAUGUACGAUUUUUGCACCCUGCUGAUAUUCUCUACUUUUUUGUUUGUAACAACAUAGUUUAAAUCAAACAAACCUCAAAGUCUCCUGUGAGUUGCUUAUCACAAGCAUCAUCUACGCAUCCUGUUAACUUCUGUGUUUCUGCAGUUUUAUGAAUACGCUUUAAGCAGAAAAUAAAAAAGUUUAGUUGAAAA